Molecule: messenger RNA, 2053 nt
Organism: Chelonia mydas (Green sea turtle)
Lineage: Eukaryota; Metazoa; Chordata; Testudines; Cheloniidae
Product: elongin-A
Exons: 11
Coding region: 75-1904 (609 amino acids)
Biological process (GO): transcription elongation by RNA polymerase II
Cellular component (GO): elongin complex; nucleus
Molecular function (GO): protein binding
Source: RefSeq, a predicted model, not a curated record
GGGGGGCAGGUGCGGGCCGCCGAGAGCUGGGAGCUGCGCGGGCGCGGGGCUGCUGGGCGCGGCAGGGCUCUGCUAUGGCAGAGGCUGCGAGCGUGGUGCCGAGGGUCUUGUAUCUGAAAGAGCGGCUCGGCCAGACUCAGGAUCCCCAAAAGAUUAUAAAAGCACUUAAGGGACUUCAGGAUUUGGAUAUUUCACUGGACAUUCUAGUGGAAACUGGAGUAGGAAAAACAGUUAACAGUUUUAGGAAACAUGCCACUGCUGGAAAUAUAGCUAAAUCUCUGGUAAACCACUGGAAAAAACUUAUUCCACCAGAAAAUGAAAGUGACCACAAGGGGAAAAAACAGAACACCGACAAGAGGAACGAACAAGACAAGACAAAAACAUCAAUUUGUAAGGAGAAUAAGCACUCUGGCAAGACAAAAACAUCUGAACCAGCCUUAGAAGAUUGUAAAAGAUCUCCCACAUCUGAUAAAUGGAAGAAGGAGUGUAGUUUUACAGAGAAUAAGCAAAGAAAUAAAGAUACAGAGUCUUAUAAAGGGCAUGAAAGCAAAAUACAUAGCUCCAGUAGUUCUAAAAAUACAUCCCAAAGCAUCAAUCCUGAAAACACAAAAAGUGACUGCAAAGAAACAACCUCUGCUGCCAGCAAAAAACCUUCAGAAAAGCACCAUUCUCCUAGAGCCAACAAAAAAGAUCUAUUUCCAACAAAAGGGUCUUGUAAGGAUCUCUCCAAACAGAGAAACUCUGAGGACCCAGGAAAAUUAAAACAAACACUUAGUGUGGAAAGCAAACCAAAGUUGCCCAGUGAUGAGGACUUUGAGCCCCCUGUUAUGUCUUUUGAAUCCUAUCUUAAUUAUGAUCAAUUUUCAAGUAAAAGAAAGAGGAAGACUUGCACUACAAAUGAACAGUCAAAAAACGUCAAGGGCUGCGAACAGAAAAACUGCUCAUUAUCGCAGAAAAAUUCCAAAUCCCCUGUCAUGAAAGAGAGAGAGGAAGAACCACCCAAAUCAGAAGAUGAUCAGUCAGAAAGUCCCACUAAAAAGACCAAGACAGCAUCACUCCAAGAUCUACUUAAUACUCCACUGCCUAAAUUUCUGCCAGAGAUAUCCUUAUCUUCUCCCCCAUAUUCUACGGAGUUCAAAGCACCAGUUGCAGAAGUACCUCAGCAAAGCAGUGAUACAAAUCAAUUCACAGGACGGAGACUGAACUCUAAAAUGCAGGUUUACUCUGGCUCUAAAACAGUCUAUCUUUCAAAGAUGCUAACCCUGUAUGAACAGUGCAUCCGCAUACUUCAAAAUAACAUUGAUUCACUACAUGAAGUAGGAGGAGUGCCCUUUGAAAUUCUUGAGCCCGUGCUAACACGUUGUACACCAGAGCAGUUGUUUCGAAUAGAGGAGUGCAAUCCGACAUUUAUAGAAGAGUCUGAUCAUUUGUGGAAGAAACACUGCCAAAAGGAUUUUAAAAACGAGCAUCUCCUGGAAUAUGAGUCAUGGCGUGAAAUGUACGUGCGGCUCUUCAGUCAGAGAGAAGAAAAACUAAAGACCCUCACGAAAAACAUUAUUUCAGCUCAGUCUGAGAAACCUAAAGGGCGACAGGUUAAACUGGCUUACAUACACAGUGUGGCAAAACCACCCAGAAAUGUUCGGCGGCAGCAAGAGAUCUAUGGGACAGCUGGACCUAUUGUUCAGCUGCACCCUGUUGAAAAGGGCAAAACAAAGAAUCCAGAAAGCAGAGACCGAAAUAAUACCUCACCAAGCCGAAACGCAGCCACUAGCAAUGUAACAAAUGGAAGCUCCAGCACUUACUCAAGUGGAGUAAGUCAGGAUAUAAAAAAAACUGUCAAAAAAAUUGCACCAAUGAUGAGAAAAUCUUUGAAAGCAUUCAAGAAUAGAGUUGGACCACGAUAAAACACAGGAUCUUGCAUAUCUGAUUUAAACUUAUGUUAACAUUUGCAUAUUCUACGCUAUGUCUAUGUAAUAUAAAUUAGUGAAUUGUGAAUAUAACCUGCAUUCAGUUAAAAUAGUCUCUUCAAUGAAAUAAAGUGGCAGAAUGCACA